This is a messenger RNA of Rhea pennata, 5744 nucleotides long. It is a transcript of the gene ACTR1A, whose product is annotated as actin related protein 1A. The transcript has 11 exons. The coding region runs from base 53 to 1183 and encodes 376 amino acids. NCBI's taxonomy places the organism in Eukaryota, Metazoa, Chordata, Aves, Rheiformes, Rheidae. The record is from RefSeq and is a predicted model, not a curated record.
GCCGCGGCCCGGGCUGUUGCUGCCUGGCUGGUGGCUGCGGCGCAUCCUCGCCAUGGAGUCCUACGAUGUGAUAGCGAACCAGCCCGUCGUGAUAGACAACGGCUCCGGUGUGAUUAAAGCAGGUUUUGCAGGUGAUCAAAUACCAAAAUACUGCUUUCCAAACUAUGUGGGCAGACCAAAGCAUGUUCGUGUUAUGGCUGGUGCUUUAGAAGGAGACAUUUUCAUUGGUCCAAAAGCAGAGGAGCACAGAGGUCUCCUCUCGAUCCGAUACCCAAUGGAACAUGGCAUAGUGAAGGACUGGAAUGACAUGGAGCGCAUUUGGCAGUAUGUCUAUUCGAAAGAUCAGCUUCAGACAUUCUCAGAGGAGCAUCCUGUGCUGCUGACAGAAGCACCCCUAAACCCACGCAAGAACAGAGAACGUGCUGCUGAGGUGUUUUUUGAGACCUUCAAUGUGCCAGCACUCUUCAUCUCCAUGCAAGCUGUGCUCAGCCUCUAUGCUACUGGGAGGACUACAGGAGUGGUGCUGGACUCCGGGGAUGGCGUCACCCAUGCGGUCCCUAUCUAUGAAGGCUUUGCCAUGCCCCACUCCAUCAUGCGGAUUGAUAUUGCUGGCCGCGAUGUCUCCCGCUUCCUGCGCCUCUAUCUCCGGAAGGAAGGCUAUGACUUCCACACAUCCUCAGAGUUUGAGAUUGUCAAGACCAUCAAGGAGCGUGCCUGUUACCUGUCAAUAAACCCUCAGAAGGAUGAGACUCUGGAGACCGAGAAAGCUCAGUACUACCUGCCAGAUGGCAGCACCAUUGAGAUCGGCCCUGCCCGUUUCCGAGCCCCGGAGCUCCUGUUCCGGCCAGACCUGAUAGGGGAAGAAUGUGAAGGACUCCAUGAGGUGCUGGUUUUUGCCAUUCAGAAAUCAGACAUGGACCUGAGGCGAACGCUGUUCUCCAACAUCGUGCUGUCUGGAGGCUCUACACUUUUCAAAGGUUUUGGUGACAGGCUCUUGAGCGAAGUGAAGAAACUAGCCCCCAAGGACGUCAAAAUAAGGAUAUCGGCUCCUCAGGAGAGAUUGUAUUCCACGUGGAUUGGUGGCUCUAUCCUGGCCUCAUUGGACACCUUUAAGAAAAUGUGGGUUUCAAAAAAGGAAUAUGAAGAAGACGGAGCUCGUGCCAUCCACCGAAAAACCUUCUAGCCCUGGGACCCGUCCUCGGUCUCUUCUGGAGACUCACUUCAGUUCUAAACUCGCUUUUCUGAGUCCGAGUGUCUGAGAGCUGCCUGUGUGUGUGUGUGUGCGCGCCAGCAUGCCCUGAUGUCACUGAGCAAAGACAACAGCAGCAGGAGGGUUAUAUUAGUACUACUAACUUUUUUUUAUUAUUAUUUUGGGUUUUUUUUUAAUGGGAAGGAGAAAAUACCAGUCUGAGUUUCUCCAAGAAUGGCCCAUUCCUUUUCCAUUUCACUCCCUGAAUUUCUGUUUGAUGAGCAUAUUUGUCACUGUUUAAGGAAGGAAAAAACAACAAAAGGGAACAGCUUAGAAACCGCCUAGCAAGCAAGAAGGGAGCCAACCACUGCAAGCUGCUCGCACAGGCAUUAGCCUGAAUCCAGUGGGUGGAUUGUCUGGAAAUACGCUGCUGAGGCCCUGUAGCUACUUACUACUUCAUCAUUGUCUUCACCAUCAUUGGAUUUUUUUAAGUUGUUUUUAAUAUAUUUUUUUUUAUUAAGAGAAAGCACAUUCUGAGUAGUUAAGCCCCUUUGCCCACUGUUCUUGGUGUGUGAGUGCGUGCGUGUGCGUCACUUCUUAGCCUGAUGUGUGGGGUCUGGACCACGGCUGGAGAAGUUGGUGAUAGGACUUAGUUUGUAUUGCAUGGAGUAGAACAAAGCAAUCUCUCAUCAGCUGUCAUUGUACUAGACGGUUAUUUUCUUGUACCUUGUUUUAAAUACCUUUUCUCCUCUGGAAGCAAGUGCCCCAGAGUGGGGACAAAGGCACUCGUGUGCUUCUCCUCGCUCUGCCAAGGUUUACAGCACUGAGUCCUCACGCUCUUUCUCUGUCAGAGUUGAGGCUGUGUUUCCCUCCUUCCUGCCGUGUCAGGGCAAAAGGACCAUCCAUUUUCGGCUAGGCAUGACUCUUGUAUUUUAUCCAUUCUGGGGCAAAAUAAUAAUCGGAAAGAUGCAUUGCAAUGUUAGAAUUGUUUUAUUUAUUUAAAUGUCUGAGAAUAUUUCAAAUACUGACCAUAGCACCCGGGAAUCAUGCUUUGAGUCUUCUCUGCACACCUAUUACCAAGCUGUCCAUUGUUCAAUGCUAACACUAAUAUUUAUAGCGCACAUGCUUUGCAUAAUAACCAACACUUCUUAGUGACUGUUCUUUAGGAAGUCUCGCUGUUCUCUAUGAAUGCACUAAAUGAGAGGACAAUAAAUUGUAUUAGUGUGUUAGUACUAUCAGCAGCUUUGUGAGCAGCAAGCUGUAGUGGUGGCUGUGUUCUGCUGUACUGUUUUGCUGCUCAUGCCUUUCCACUUGCCUGUUAGCUGCUUCUCUUCUACUGCUACUACAGAGAUUGUAAGUCCUACAGACCUGCUUGUGUUGGGGUGUGUCACUGUUUUCAUUCUGUUUUUCUUACUUUUAUGCAUUACUUGGUGCUCUUUUUUUUCAGUGUUGGUUUACUUUCUUUUUUUUUUUCUUAUGACUGCUGCUGAGAACCAAAUACCCUACCUUUUAGCCUCUUGACUAUUACACAUGGAGGCAGCAGCACAUGGGGUCAGUCUAGUACGUUUUAUAUCUGCGUACAGCCAAACUGCUGUAAUGGGAACACCAGCGGGGGAGAGUUAUUUAAGCAGAAGAGGGGGACCCAGAGCAUUUUCCACUCCUGUGAACACUGUAACCAGAGGGGCACAGGUGUGUUUGUGAUUUGGAUCUGUUCAAGAUUAUUUUGGUGUGUGUGGGGCUUUUUAUGAGUUUUUUUUUUUUCAGCCACCUGCUUUUCGUUUAGAUCCUUCAUGGAUGGUCUGAGACUCCCCCUCCAGAGUUAGAAUACAUUAGUGGUUUUCGUUCUUCACUAUAAAAGCCAUCUGCCUCCAUCAAAGACACAAAUGCAGGCCUUGGGCUUACUAUAGAAGAGUGGGUGUAGGAGGAGGGAGAAAAUAUUAAAGUCUGCACUUACGAAAAAUGGAGCCCGAUAGUAAAAUGAAGUAUGCAGUGAUCUUACACAUAAGUGACGUGCCUGUGGUAUAGCACUGCUUAGCAUGUUUAAGAGGGGUUGUACACCUCUACUUCACUGUUAUGCUACUGCAACAUUCACUGCACAUAUUGGUGUGUCGCUGUUAACAGCUGGGCACUGUCACUGUCAUAGCUACACCUGGAGGAAGCUACACGAUGCCCUGAAAAGCCCUGGGGGCUGUUGAUGCUGAGUGCAGGGGCUGCCCCAGGCCCGCGGCCGGUGUGGAGCCGUGUCUGAUCGCUGCAACCGCACUAGAAAUGCAAGUGGGAGAUUUGCACUAGCACGUCCCCACCGGGGAAGUGUCUCGGCGGGAGCAGGUUGCAGGAAGGAGCUGCCUUCGGCUCACCCAAGCCCUCCGUAGCCUGCCCUCGCAGCAGGGCGUUUCCAGGGACGCUGAGGCCGUUCGGCCAGAUUUUAAGGCAGCUGCUCUCCUCUGUGUCCCCGCUGUCCGACUGCGAGACUGGGCACGUUUGAAGGCAGCUGCAGCAGCAGCAGCGUUGUGUGCUGGUCCGUGCAGCUGGCACCCAACCGCGACACUGGCUCGGGAGAGUGCAGAUCAGUGUGUGAGAAGCAGGCCUGCACAGGAGACAGCUGAUGGUUCAGAGGGCUUGUCUGCACGUAGAGGUGUUUGGUGAUGGCCCUGUGUGGAGGCGCUUGCUCUACAGCAAAGCGAAGAAAUGAGUGCCUGCCUCCCAGAGGGAGGCAGAAAGGAAGAGGCAGUGAGUCGAUCCCCUGUCAGUGCUGAAAGGGACUUCAGAACAGUUUUAAACACAUGCUGCUUUUCAUCUCACUAACCUUUGCAUGCUGUUGUAGACCAGCUUUUAGCUUUCAUCUCAAAUAGAAGAGCAGCUGUGUUGCCAUGGGGAAGAGUUAGUACUGCUGGUGGUUACCAGAAGAUGAGCUUGCAGAGUCUCUUUUUCCUAGCUCAGACAGGCCUUGGCCGUUCAAAGCCCAUGCAGACACAGUGGCUUCUCUUCCAAAAUGAAUCCUGCAUGUUGGAAAAGGAGGAGGCGGAGAGCUGCUCAGGCCACUUGCCGCCAGUCUUCCUCAGUGGGGCAGCUCCACAGUCAGGUCAGGAUGUUUUGCUGGGGAACAGGAGAUGAUUCUCCUUGGAGCAGCGCAUGUCUAGCUCCAACUGCUGUUUGUGCUUCCUAAGGGAGUUCCCUGGUCUUGCUUCACAGGUAGGCAGUGUCCCCUGAAGCAAGGGGAAGGUGGUGGGAUCAUGUGUCCUUGCCAGUUCUAGAGCUGUGUUUCCACUAGGCAGAGAAGUCAGGUAGAAGGGCAGGACACUUGUGUUGGGUAUGAUGGUGGUCUGUCUCCCCAUGCAGAGCAUAAACUGACUUAAAGGUAAACAUGGAGAUUUCCUAUUACCUGCCUGGAUUUACGGCUUUCCAAAUUAAUUCUCCAGCCAUAGCCUGGAUAUUCUUUCUCUGUUUGACCGUGAAUGUUAAUACAUUGUCUCCCUUGUGAGUGUGGUUAGUUGGUGCAGCUGUUUGUGUAGCAUCUGCCUGGUAAAUUGGUCUUGCCAUCCCAGCAAGGCAGAGCACUGGAAACCAGCCCCAGCUGAUGGCACGCUUGGUUUCCAAUCUGCUUUCUAAACCAUCAUGAUCCUCCAAAUGACUCUGCUGCCUUCCAGAGCCACAAGGAGAGGGUGGAGGUUAGAAACCCCCAACCCGUCAGGAAGCUGUAGCUACCACAGCCUUUAGUGUAAAUGGUGAAGGUCUGUGCUGCAGUCCCUGAUGUCAGCAGUGGACUCAGAGUGGCUUGGUGGAAGUUCUUCCUUGGUCCUCUCUUUUCUGUUCAUUUCUAUAUCACAUUGGGGUUGAUCUCAAGAGCUGAGAUGGGGGGGUAAGAGCUGCAGGGCUGCAGCAGCAGCUUUGGCAAAUAGGCUUCUCCUUGGGCUUGCAGAGAGCAUGGCAGACGCGCGUCUGGCAGAGCAGACCCCUUUAGUGCCACAUUGUUGCGCGCUCUCUUGGGCCGAUGGACGUAGCGAUGGGAAGCUUUACCUGAUGCCGUUAGCGUGCUGCGCCAGUUGGCAUGAGCACAGGUAAGCAGCGUGCCGCCCCUGCGGGAAGCGUGCUCUCGGGCCUCGCUGCCGGGCUCGGAGAGGCUCCGGGUAGGCACGUUUGGUGGUUUGCUCCCAGAUGAGGCCAGGUUGCUUAUUCAGGUCAGAUUGUGUUUUUAAGCGAGAGCCUGUCACGUGAAGAGCUGUCAGUACUCAGCCUUGUUUUGUCGGAAGAUCAGUUGCGUCCUGGCUGGUUCGUUGCAGUGUGCGAAGGGGAGGAAGCAAGCUCGCCUCUGCUCCCUUACUGCGCGCCCCGGGCAGCACAGGCAGUGCCAGCCAUCUUUGCCCCCCUCCCCAGCCCCUCCGUCGCCCUUGCAGAAGCAGCAGCGCUCCGUUUUGUAAACUACGGCGCCAGGACAGAAAGGUGCUGUCGCCAACCUUGCAUUCGUUUGAUCUGCCUGACUGUACCCUUGCGCACUGUCCAAACCAUGUUGCCUGGUGGUGCCCAGCAUACUGAAAUAAAGUUGUUCAUAUACAAA